AUGCCAUCUCUACAGCCCCGCCGUCGGUCGAGAGCCCGAUUUGAAGAAGAAAACGACGAGCAGUCUUCAGUAUCAGACUCACCAAAACGGCAGAAGCGUGAUACGAACGGUGCUUUAUCAGAUGAAGAAGGUGAAGAUGGAGACGAUCAAAACGAUCAGGGGGUUUUGCGACAGAGACGGAUUAAAAGCUCAAGCUCGCCGUCGGGAGCCCGUCAUGAUAAUAGCACAGGAGAGUUCCAGACUGGUGCUAUAGUCAGGGUUUUGGUCGAAGAUUUUGUCACCUACGAACAUGCCGAGUUUAAUCCCGGCCCGAAUCUCAACAUGGUCAUUGGCCCAAACGGUACCGGCAAGAGUUCCUUGGUCUGUGCCAUAUGCCUUGGCUUAGGUUACCACCCAAAACAUCUCGGCCGGGCGAGCAACGUGGGAGAGUUUGUAAAACAUGGGAAAGAGAGUGCUAUAGUCGAGAUCGAAUUACAAGGCCGACCAGGCGAGCUAUCCAACCACGUAAUCCGCCUGCAGAUUCGUAAAGAAGAUAACAAGACGAAGUGGUGGAUCAAUGGGAAAGAGAGUACGCAUACUGCUGUAAAAACUCUUACUAGUGGUUUGCGCAUUCAAAUCGACAACCUAUGCCAAUUUCUGCCCCAGGAUAGGGUCGCCGAGUUUGCCGGUCUUACUCCUAUACAACUUCUCCACGAGACUCUACGAGCUGCUGCACCUGAACAAAUGAUCAUUUGGCACAACCAACUGAAAGAGCUACACAAGAAGCAUAAAGAGGUCAAAAGUAGACUUGACGCGUGCGCCGAGACAUUGAAAGGCCACGAGACACGCCAACAGGGAUCGCAGGCUGACGUAGAUAGACUUCGUGAAAGAGAAGCGAUCCAGAAGAGGAUUCAAGACCUCCAUAACGCCCGGGCAAUUGCUGAAUACAAUAAUCUCCGUCGUAUAGUAAACGAGGCGAAAAAGAAAAGCAAAGAUGCGCUCAAGAGGCUACAGGAGCUAGAACAAGCGUGUGGGCCUGCCUUACAGGCUGUCAAUCGAAAGGAGGAAUAUCGGCAACAGAUUGAAGCCGUAGUUGGGGAGCGAAAGAUUGCGUUGAAGAAUGCCGAAGCUGCAUGCGAUCGACUUUUGCAGAACAUUGAAGCCCAAGAAGAACAGAUAAAGCAUAUCCAAAAUAAGAAGGUUGCAGAGGAGGGGUCUCAUAACUCUAAGCGAAACGAUCUUGCGAAGAUACGUAGGACAAUUACGGAUCUUGAGGCCAAAUUGCAGAACAAGCCCCCGGAGUUUGUUGCUUCUGAUUGGAAUCAGAAAAUUCGGCAACAAGAGCAUAUACUGCGCGACAAUGAAGCAGAGAAACGUACAUUGCACAAUCAACUUAACGAGCUGAAGGAUCAAAAUGAUAGAAAGAAGCACGAGAAGGGACAGCACGAAAAGAACUUGGAUGAUUUAAACUCUCAAGACGGUCAAAAGCUUGUUCAUUUGAAAAAGGUCCACUUAGAUGCUGCGAAGGGCUGGGAGUGGCUCCGAGAGAAUCAGAAUGAGUUCGAGAAGGAGGUCUUUGGUCCGCCAAUGCUCAACUGCUCCCUCACAAACCCGCAGUACUCGGAUCAAAUCCAGUCGCUCCUCGCUAGGGAAGACUUCUUUUGCUUCACCUGUCAAACUCGCGACGAUCACAAAAAGCUGAGCGCACAGUUCUUUAAUAAGCUAGGCAUUUCGGUGACAAUCAGGACUUGUGGUAGCGAGUUCUCAUCAUUUCGACCGGUCAUCCCUACGGAACAAAUUCGCGAGAUGGGUCUUGACGCAUACGCCAUUGAGUAUCUAGAAGGUCCGGAGCCGGUUCUCGCGAUGCUCUGCUCCGAGAAGAGACUACACACAUCCGGAGUUGCCCUUCGAGAUAUCAGUAAUGAUCAAUAUGAAUUGAUAGCAAGCCGCGAGGGAAUACCUAGCUGGGCCUCUGGCCCCUUGAUAUAUCGUAUUACGAGGCGUAGAGAAUAUGGUAAUGCAGUCUCAACCUCUACGAGGAAAAUUCAACCGGGCCAGUUCUGGACAAACCAGCCUGUUGACCAGGCUGAAAGGAAUGCACUGCAAAGACAUAUCGACGAAGUAAAUGAAGAGCUGCAGGAUAUAAGAAGACAAGGGCAAGAAACUAAGAGACGUAUCGUAGAACUAGAGGAGGCUGAGAAACAAAUCCGUCCACAAAUAGAUGCAUUUAGGAGAGAGAAGAACGAGUUGCAAAAAGCUGCCACGCUAUAUGCAACUCUCGGAGAUAAAAUCGCAACCGAGAAGAAAGCCCUAGAAAGCACACAGAAAGACCUUGCAGACUGUCGGAAGCGAAUAUUCGAAUACAGCGCUCAAGAAGACCAGCUCGUCAUCGAGAAGGCUAGGUCCGUCCUGAAACAUAAAGAACAGCUUCCUCAGAUCCGCGAUAUCCACCAAGCAUUGUUAGAGGUUCAGAUCCGCCUCAUUGAAGCCCAGUCAGAUGUCAAAGGCCUGGAAGAGCAAAACUCUACUAUCAAGCAACAGCUUGACGAGAAGAAAGACGAGAUCGCCAAUGCCAAAGCUGAGAUGGAGAGGUUAAAAAAAGCAGCAAUUGAUGCUAGGGAGAAAGUAGAAGCAGCCGUUGAUGACGGUGGCGAUGACCGACUAGCUUACCUGAACGGCUUAGCGGAGGGUAAAACCGCCGAGGAAGUUGACCACGAGAUCGGCGCCGAGUCUACUAAACUUGAGCUGAUUCAUGGUGUCGACCCCGCGAUCUUACGACAGUACGAGAAGCGCGCGCAGGAUAUCCAGGAGCUGACGCGCAAGAAGGAGGAGCUGAACGUGAAGCUUGAAACGUACCUCAGAAAGAUCAAGCAGGUGAUGGAGCAGUGGGAACCCGGCGUUGACGACGUUGUCGGCAAGAUCAAUGACGCUUUUAGCUACAACUUCGAGCAGAUCAACUGCGCGGGCGAGGUCGGCAUCCAUAAGGAUGAAGACUUUGAACAGUGGUCUAUCGAGAUCAAAGUCAAAUUCCGCGAAAACGAAACCCUCCAACAACUAAACCAACACCGGCAAUCAGGCGGCGAGCGCGCCGUCUCUACGAUCUUUUAUCUUAUGGCGCUACAGAGCAUGGCGCAGGCACCCUUCCGCGUCGUCGACGAGAUCAACCAGGGUAUGGACCCGCGCAACGAGCGCAUGGUACACGAGCGCAUGGUCGAGAUUGCGUGUCGCGAACACACGAGCCAGUACUUCCUUAUCACGCCGAAACUGCUUACCGGCCUACGAUACGACGAGCGCAUGCGUGUGCUGUGUAUUGCGUCCGGCGAGCAUAUGCCGCCGGCGGAAGAUGCGAAGAAGCUUGAUUUCAGCAAUUUGGUGAAGAUUCAACGGGGGCUUGUCGCUUCGGCCGCGUAG
Messenger RNA from Daldinia childiae, 3390 nucleotides. RefSeq names its product Structural maintenance of chromosomes protein 5. The coding region runs from base 1 to 3390 and encodes 1129 amino acids. Gene Ontology annotation, cellular component: Smc5-Smc6 complex. The transcript has 5 exons. Gene Ontology annotation, molecular function: ATP binding; ATP hydrolysis activity. The record is from RefSeq and is a predicted model, not a curated record. Lineage: Eukaryota; Fungi; Ascomycota; Sordariomycetes; Xylariales; Hypoxylaceae. Gene Ontology annotation, biological process: double-strand break repair via homologous recombination.